Messenger RNA from Cynocephalus volans (Philippine flying lemur), 6187 nucleotides. RefSeq names its product PH domain and leucine rich repeat protein phosphatase 1 (gene PHLPP1). The coding region runs from base 119 to 5209 and encodes 1696 amino acids. Gene Ontology annotation, molecular function: protein binding. The transcript has 17 exons. The record is from RefSeq and is a predicted model, not a curated record. NCBI's taxonomy places the organism in Eukaryota, Metazoa, Chordata, Mammalia, Dermoptera, Cynocephalidae.
GAACGCCAUUGGCUUCUCCCUUCUCCGCGCGCCGCCGCCGUCUCCCACCUUCGCCUCACCUCCUCCCUCUCCGCCCGCUGCCUCCGGAGCUGGGGGGGAAAGGCGAAGCCUCGCUGCAAUGGAGCCCGCCGCCGCGGCUACCGCGCAGCGACUCCCCGACACCAGCAGGGAGGACCGAGCUCUGGAGGCCGGGGGCGGCCGGAGCCCGGAGCCCGCGCUAAGCCCUGCGGCCCCUGGCGGCGGGAACGGCGGCGGGACGCGGGAGGAGGUUCCCGGCGAGGUGCCUCCGGGGCCGCUGCCGGGCCGGGCGGGGGGCACGGGGCGCAGGAGGCGGCGUGGGGCGCCCCAGCCCACCACCGGCGGGGCUGCUCCCGUGCCGGGCAGUGGCGCCAACUCCCUUCUGCUAAGGAGAGGGCGGCUGAAGAGGAAUCUGUCCGCGGUCGCCGCCGCCUCGUCGUCCUCAUCCUCGUCGUCGUCGUCAUCCUCUGCUGCUGCCGCCUCCCACUCCCCCGGCGCCGCCGGCCUCCCCGCGUCCUGCUCGGCCUCGGCGUCGCUGUGCACCAGGAGCCUGGACAGGAAGACGCUGCUCCAGAAGCACCGGCAGAUGCUGCAGCUGCAGCCGUCGGACCGGGACUGGGUGAGGCACCAGCUCCAGCGGGGCUGCGUGCACGUCUUCGACCGCCACAUGGCCUCGACCUACCUGCGCCCGGUGCUCUGCACACUGGACACCACGGCCGGCGAGGUGGCCGCUCGCCUGCUGCAGCUGGGCCACAAAGGCAGCGGCGUGGUGAAAGUGCUGGGCCAGGGUUCCGGACCCACCGCCACCCCAACAAGAGCUGAGCUGCCCCCCGACGCCGGCUCCCGGCUUGCGCCCCCAGGGCCGCAGGACUUGGAGCCGUCGCCCGCGAGGGUCGCGCUGGGUGCCGUCGAGGGCCCACCGCGCGUGCCUCCCGCCGACCUGCCGCUGCCCGGAGGCGGCCCUGGCGGCUGGGCGCGCUGUGCCUCUCGCGCCAGCCCCGUGCCCUCAGACUUCAGUCCUGGAGAGCCGUUCGCUGGGGGACCUGCCUCCCCUCUUGACGCCCCGCGGCCACUGGAUAGCGCGGCCGUGGGCCCAACCUCCGACACCGAGAGCUUCAGCCUGAGUCCCAGCGCCGAGAGCGUGUCCGACCGGCUGGACCCCUACAGCAGCGGCGGUGGCUCUUCCUCGUCGGAGGAGCUCGAGGCCGACCCGAUCCCGGGCCAGCCCCUCCGCCCAGGCCGCCCCACGCAUUCCCGUCCGCCUUCCCCGAGGACCUCCCCGCCUCGACAGCAGCAGAAAGCCCCGAGGGGCGUCGACGGCCCGGCAGGGGCCGCCCGCGACGACCCUCGGGGGCAGAAGGCUGCGGCCCCGGGCGGUCCCCAGUCGCCCCGCGGGAGGAGCGGAGAGACUGCGGAGAAAGCGCCCCCGCUGCCCACCCUGUACGUGCAGCUCCAUGGAGAGACCACCCGGCGCUUGGAGGCGGACGAGAAGCCGUUGCAGAUCCAAAAUGACUACCUCUUCCAGCUGGGAUUUGGGGAGCUGUGGAGGGUGCAGGAGGAAGGCAUGGACUCGGAGAUUGGCUGCCUCAUCCGCUUCUAUGCAGGAAAACCUCACAGCACCAUUAGCUCUGAACGGAUUCAACUCUCAGGAAUGUAUAAUGUCCGUAAAGGCAAAAUGCAGUUGCCAGUGAACCGAUGGACGAGACGCCAAGUCAUCUUGUGUGGGACCUGCCUGAUAGUGUCAUCUGUGAAAGACAGCUUGACUGGAAAGAUGCAUGUUCUGCCACUAAUUGGUGGAAAAGUAGAAGAAGUGAAAAAGCACCAGCACUGUUUAGCAUUUAGCUCCUCUGGACCCCAAAGCCAGACUUACUACAUUUGCUUUGAUACUUUCACAGAGUACUUACGGUGGCUGCGACAAGUCUCCAAGGUUGCAUCUCAGCGCAUUAGCUCAGUGGACCUCUCGUGUUGUAGCCUGGAACAUCUGCCUGCCAACCUCUUCUACAGCCAAGACCUCACUCAUCUCAAUUUGAAACAAAACUUCCUAAGGCAAAACCCCAGCCUUCCAGCUGCCAGAGGGCUCAAUGAACUGCAAAGGUUCACCAAGCUGAAGAGUCUUAACCUUUCCAAUAAUCAUUUAGGGGACUUUCCAUUAGCAGUCUGCAGUAUUCCAACUCUGGCUGAGCUGAAUGUGUCCUGCAAUGCCCUGCGAACAGUCCCAGCCACCAUUGGGGCUAUGCACAAUUUGCAGACAUUUUUGUUGGAUGGAAACUUUCUCCAGUCCCUUCCUGCUGAGUUGGAGAACAUGCAUCAGCUUAGUUAUCUCGGUCUUUCUUUCAAUGAGUUCACUGACAUUCCAGAGGUAUUGGAAAAAUUGACUGCUGUGGAUAAACUUUGUAUGUCUGGAAACUGUAUGGAGACCCUUAGGCUACAGGCUUUAAGAAGAAUGCCUCACGUUAAACAUGUGGAUCUAAGAUUGAACAUGAUUCGGAAGCUAAUAGCAGAUGAAGAGGACUUUCUGCAGCAUGUCACUCAGCUUGACCUACGAGACAAUAAACUUGGUGAUCUCGAUGUUAUGAUUUUCAACAAUAUUGAAGUUUUACACUGUGAAAGGAAUCAAUUGGUGACAUUAAACAUCUGUGGCUAUUUCCUAAAAGCACUCUACGCUUCUUCUAAUGAACUUGUUCAACUUGAUGUUUACCCAGUUCCGAAUUAUCUGUCCUACAUGGAUGUUUCAAGGAACCGCCUAGAAAAUGUGCCUGAGUGGGUAUGUGAAAGCCGAAAGCUAGAAGUUUUAGAUAUUGGCCAUAAUCAAAUAUGUGAACUUCCUGCCCGGUUAUUUUGUAAUAAUAGUCUCCGGAAACUCCUGGCAGGACACAAUCAGUUGGCAAGGCUCCCAGACAGGCUGGAAAGGACCUCGGUGGAGGUCUUGGAUGUACAGCACAACCAGCUCCUGGAGCUGCCACCUCACCUUCUGAUGAAGGCUGACAGCCUGAGAUUCCUGAAUGCAUCUGCAAACAAACUGGAAACCCUCCCUCCAGCCACACUUUCCGAAGAGACAAACAGUAUCUUACAAGAGUUGUAUUUGACAAAUAACAGCCUCACAGAUAAAUGUGUGCCCUUGUUAACAGGACAUCCUCAUCUGAAGAUCCUUCACAUGGCCUAUAACCGACUUCAGAGUUUUCCAGCAAGUAAAAUGGCAAAACUGGAAGAACUUGAAGAAAUUGAUAUCAGUGGGAAUAAACUGAAAGCCAUCCCAACAACUAUCAUGAAUUGCAGGCGCAUGCACACCGUUAUUGCUCAUUCCAAUUGCAUUGAAGUCUUUCCUGAAGUCAUGCAGCUCCCAGAAGUCAAGUGCGUGGACCUGAGCUGUAAUGAGCUAAGUGAAGUCACUUUACCAGAAAACCUGCCUCCCAAACUGCAAGAACUAGAUCUGACUGGAAACCCCCGCCUUGCCCUUGAUCACAAAACCCUGGAACUGCUAAAUAAUAUACGCUGUUUCAAGAUUGAUCAGCCUUCAGCAGGAGAUGCAUCCGGAGCCCCGGCUGUAUGGAGUCAUGGUUACACUGAAGCUUCAGGGGUGAAAAACAAGUUGUGUGUUGCAGCCCUGUCGGUGAAUAACUUCUGUGACAACAGGGAGGCCCUGUAUGGCGUAUUUGAUGGAGACCGGAAUGUCGAGGUACCAUACCUUCUCCAGUGUACCAUGAGUGACAUUUUGGCUGAAGAGCUGCAGAAAACAAAAAGUGAAGAAGAAUACAUGGUCAAUACGUUCAUUGUCAUGCAAAGGAAACUUGGAACUGCUGGGCAGAAACUUGGAGGUGCUGCUGUCCUUUGUCAUAUCAGGCAUGACCCUGUGGACCCAGGAGGAUCCUUCACCUUGACAUCUGCUAACGUGGGCAAGUGCCAAACAGUUCUCUGUCGAAACGGGAAGCCACUGCCUCUAUCCAGAUCUUAUGUCAUGAGCUGUGAAGAAGAGCUGAAGAGAAUUAAACAGCACAAGGCCAUUAUCACUGAGGAUGGCAAGGUGAAUGGAGUGACCGAGUCCACACGCAUCUUGGGCUACACCUUCCUCCACCCCAGUGUGGUGCCUCGCCCCCACGUGGAGUCUGUGCUCCUGACACCCCAGGAUGAGUUCUUCAUCCUAGGCAGUAAGGGCUUGUGGGACAGCCUGUCCAUCGAGGAGGCUGUGGAGGCCGUGCGCAAUGUGCCCGAUGCCCUGGCUGCUGCCAAGAAGCUGUGCACUUUGGCCCAGAGCUAUGGCUGCCAUGACAGCAUCAGCGCCGUGGUGGUGCAGCUCAGUGUCACCGAGGACAGCUUCUGCUGCUGCGAGCUCAGUGGUGGUGGGAGUGUGCCACCACCCAGCCCAGGCAUCUUCCCUCCCUCGGUCAACAUGGUGAUUAAGGAUAGGCCCUCUGAUGGUCUGGGCGUGCCGUCCUCCAGCAGCGGCAUGGCGUCCGAGAUCAGCAGUGAGCUGUCCACUUCCGAGAUGAGCAGCGAGGUGGGCUCCACAGCCUCUGAUGAGCCCACGUCCGGAGCCCUGAAUGAGAGCAGCCCCGCCUACCCCAGCGAGCAGCGCUGCAUGCUCCACCCGGUCUCUCUGUCCAGCUCUUUCCAGCGCCAGCUGUCCAGCGCCACUUUCUCCAGCGCCUUCUCCGACAAUGGCCUUGACAGUGAUGAUGAAGAACCAAUUGAGGGCGUCUUCAGCAAUGGCAGCCGGGUGGAGGUGGAAGUAGACAUCCACUGCAGCCGGGCCAAGGAAAAGGAGAAGCAGCAGCACCUGCUUCAGGUGCCAGCCGAGGCCAGCGACGAGGGCAUUGUCAUCAGUGCCAACGAGGACGAGUCAGGUCUGCCCAGGAAGGCAGACUUUUCUGCUGUAGGGACCAUCGGGCGCCGGAGGGCAAAUGGCUCUGUUGCGCCCCAGGAAAGGAGCCACAACGUGAUAGAGGUGGCGACAGAUGCGCCUCUCCGAAAGCCUGGAGGCUAUUUUGCUGCCCCAGCUCAGCCGGAUCCUGAUGAUCAGUUUAUCAUACCCCCGGAGCUGGAAGAGGAGGUCAAAGAAAUCAUGAAGCAUCACCAGGAGCAGCAGCAGCAGCAGCCGCCGCCGCAGCCACCACCGUCAUUGCUGCCGCCCCCACAGCCGCUGCAGCAGUAUCAGGUGGACCAGCUGCCAGACUAUUAUGAUACACCACUAUGACCCAAUCUGAGCACUAUUUAAAGAAUAAACUACCCAAGAAGGACUGAGUAACAAGAGUCUCCCAGACUCACAUUAAACCAGGGGUUUUACUCCAUGUCCUCCUCCCAGACACUGUCCCCAACCUGUCUUUGCAGCUAAUCUGUAGGUUCUCUCUCUUUCUUUAUUUUUAUUUUUUUUAUUUUUUAAUAAUUACCACUUUUCCUUUAGUGAUGCUUUACCAAUAUGGUUUAAACUUGUUCACUUCUUCCCCUAACAUAUCAUGUGUAAAGACAAAGAACAAAAGGUUUAAUAUAUUACAGAGAAAAAAUUAAUGAUAAUGUAAUUUUUAAAAUGACUUUUUGUUUUGUUUGGAAAGCAGGGCAGGUUGCCAUUGCUAAAUGACUUAAUAAUAUUGCAAUUCUAUAUUUCUUGGGGGAAAGGCUUUUUUUUGUCUUGAAAAUGAUAGACAUUUGUAGAAUAUGGAGACUAACUCCUAGGAGUUGCUUUACUCUGUCAGGUGACUUAAGUCACUGGGAUUCACUAAUUUUCUCUGAGAGAACAGUUGAUUGAGAAUUUCUAUUGUAAAUAGCUCAGUGUUGUAUAGUGAUGGCUUAAAAUGUUUUGUAGUCUUGGCAUAAGGACACAGCCUAAAUAACUGGUUUUUCUCUUCUUCCCCCUCUGCUGGGCCUUCCCUGCCCUCUCCCAUCUCACAGCUCACCUUUAGUUCAUUAAAUGAGGAGGCUGAGCCGCUAGAGCAUUUCUGUUCAAAUAGGGUGGAUCUGAGGCCACUGGACAAGAGCCUGCACUCAAGGGGGCCCUGAACCUGUUUUCUUCCUCUCCUGUCCCCAGCCUCUGGACUUUUGUAGACACUUUUUAAUUGUGUUCCUUACUGCUGCCACAAUCAGCAUGAUUGUGUAGAGUUCCAUUAGACCAUUUACAUACCCCCUUAUAUUAAAGCAGAAUGCACACAUGGACAUGUCAUAAUUUUUGUUAUAAUAA